Caenorhabditis briggsae is the source of this 549-nucleotide messenger RNA. Lineage: Eukaryota; Metazoa; Nematoda; Chromadorea; Rhabditida; Rhabditidae. The record is from RefSeq and is a predicted model, not a curated record. The transcript has 4 exons. The coding region runs from base 1 to 549 and encodes 182 amino acids.
AUGCCAAAUUUCCGAGCACACUUUUCCUGCAAAAAUAUCAUCAAUUUAUUGGUGAGAAUCCCUCUGGCAACAUUUCUGAUCCAUCAAUUUUCUCACUGGCUUUUCAGCCGCGAGAGGACUCUUCAAUUGGUUCAGUUCUUCACCGCGAACCCAUAUUUCCAUUCUGCUGGACGGGCGGCUCGUGAUUUGAGCACAAUUCAAAAAAUGACUCGUUUCUGGCCACCACACCAAGGAUAUGGUCUUGGAGAGUUUUCGCUGGUUUUCACAAUCUUUUUGAUUCUUUUUAUGAGAUUAAUCGACAUCCCAACCGUAAUCAAAUCGAUUUCUGGAAAGUUCUACAGCUCGAAAAUCCUAAAUUUCCUAAUCACCCCAAUUUACACCUCGAUAAUUCCGUUCAUUUUGUUGCUUCCAAUGAUGAGGCUCUCAGAAAUGCACAUUUUCGUUCUAGCACUCAAUUUUUUGCACAUUUUGGGCUCUUCUUAUAUUGUUUAUGUGAUUUGGUAUUUUUUGAAAUUUUUUGAGAAAUUGGAAAAAGUGAAAAACGAAUAA